This is a messenger RNA of Fusarium venenatum, 5268 nucleotides long. NCBI's taxonomy places the organism in Eukaryota, Fungi, Ascomycota, Sordariomycetes, Hypocreales, Nectriaceae. The record is from RefSeq and is a predicted model, not a curated record.
AUGUCUGACAAGACCAGACAGUCCUCCGGUGGCCGGUCUCUCUUCUCGCGAAGUAAGCACAAAGAUAAACGCUUGAAUGAAGAGCCGAGAUACCCCGCAGACGAUGCAGCGAGCUUUCGGUCCUCGCGCCAUAAGCGAGAGUCGUCUGCUAUCUCGUUUGACGGUCGCCCAGAGUCCUCCGACGGCGGUAUCAACCAGAUGGCCGGGGUUAUAACUUCGAUCCCAUACGAUACUAUCGGGGGCGGGUCACGCUCUCCGGUUCCUGUAGAAUACCUACCCAAGGGCGAGCAGAUACCAGUGCGCCGAGAACCUCUCCCACACCACCUCAAUCAAAAUGGCCUAGACUAUCACCAAUAUCCAAGCUGGGACGGGUCAGGCCAGUCUGGGGCCCGUUCUCCAGGGCGCCAGCCUGCUGGUUUCGGUUAUGGCAAUUCAAAUGUUACCAUGGCUUCGACAGGACGCCAGACCCAAUAUCAGCAAUGGGGCCCUGCCAGGGGCAGUUCGUCUCACUCAAAUAAUGCUCCUAACCCCCGAUACGACUCGUUGAUGUCUUCCACUGCUCGAGGCUCAGCUGACAACUUGAGCAUACAGUCAGGUAAUUCGCGCCACGUUCAUACUAUGAUAUCUCGCUCACCAAACACAGCAAUGCCCAGUGCAUCUUCUCAAAGCUCUUAUGCUGCUUCGCAGUACUCAAACCGUGAUUCCCACCGAUUCACCAAGUUUCCCUCGGGACCUCCUCCAGGACAAAGCGAUCCUCAGGGUGGUUUCUACUUCCCGAAACCCGACGAUGAUAAUGUAGUCGAACAAAUGUUUCUUCAACUGAUGCAGAAGCGAGGAUGGCACAACCUCCCUGAGCAGGCCAGGAGGCAGAUGAUGGCCUACCCAGCCCAGAAGAAGUGGACGCUGCUCUAUCAAGAUCGACUCACCGAGUGGCAGGGCGAACAAAAGCGCCGACAAACAGCACGACCGACCCAGUAUACUGCGACCCCCGAUAUCACGACUUAUUCCGACGAGGAAGGCACCCCAGAAUGGUAUGUUCGACGAGUUAUGGAGGACCGACUUGACACGAAGGGCAUGGGAAGUCUGGAGGUAAAUCUAAGGACUCAGCAGAUUGGUUGGGUGAAGAGAUUUGUCGAGUGUCAGGGACAGGUCGCCUUGAUGACCUUGCUGCUUAAGAUCAACCGCAAGACGGCACAGGGACCUGCUCAAGACAGUGGUCGCAUCGAUAGGGGCCUCGACCGCGAGUACGACAUCAUCAAGUGUGUGAAGGCCUUGAUGAACAACAAAUUUGGUGCCGAUGAUGCCUUAAUCCACCAGAAGGUCAUGGUGGCACUCGCCAGCUCGCUCAUUUCUCCUCGACUCACCACACGAAAGCUUGUCAGCGAAAUUAUCACCUUCUUGUGUACAUGGGGAGAAAAUGCCGAAGGCCACUUGAAGGUUAUCCAGGCUCUCGAUGAGGUCAAAGUCGCAUCCGGAGAGAAUGGGCGAUUCGAUGCUUGGAUGCGCUUGGUGGAGGUUACCAUCGAUGGUAGGGGUAAGAUGGGAAGUUUGGUCGGUGCAAGUGAAGAAUUGAGGACUGGUGGUAUUGGAAUGGAGAACUUGCUUAUGGAAUAUGCCGUCGCGACCCUCAUGCUCGUCAACAUGAUAAUCGAUUCGCCCGAGAGAGACUUGGAGUUGAGGAUACACAUUCGAGCUCAGUUUACAGCAUGUGGCAUUAAGCGAAUCUUGACCAAGAUGGAAGAGUUCCAAUACGAACUCCUGGACAAGCAGAUCGAGCGAUUCCGAACAAAUGAGGCCAUCGACUAUGAGGAUAUGUUGGAACGGGAAAACAGCAGCAUCAAGGACGAUGUAGAGGGCGAUGUCAAGGAUCUCACUGAUCCCGUCCAAAUCGCAGAUGCUAUUCAGCAGCGUCUCCAUGGUACCAAGACACAGGAUUACUUCAUUUCAGCUCUGCAGCAUCUUAUGCUCAUCCGUGCCAACGAUGGCGAAGAGCGGCUACGCAUGUUCCAGCUGGUCGAUUCAAUGCUGAGCUACGUUGCUAUGGAUAGGCGAUUGCCGAACAUGGAUCUUAAGCAGAGUCUCAAUUUCACGGUCCAAAGUCUGCUAGACAAGCUGCAUACAGAUUCAGAAGCCAGGCAGGCACAGGAUGAAGCGCUUGAAUCACGACAGAUCGCCGAGGCCGCCAUGGCGGAGCGCGAUGAGAUGAAGGCUCAGUUGGAGCUAGGUGCCGAUGGAUUAGUUGCCAAGUUGCAGAGGCAAUUGGAGGAGCAAGCACGGUUUAUCGAUGCCCAAAGGAGACAGGCCGAUGGACUCAAGGCUGAGUUGGAUAGCAUGCAAACUAUGCGAGCCAAGGAAGCACAGCGAUAUGAGCUGGAGACAAGAGAGCUGUAUCUGAUGCUUCGAGAUGCUCAGGAUGUUGCAGCUUCCAAAGCUAUCAAGAGUGCAAAUGCUUCCAGCAAGACUGCACCUCCCGAGGACCCUGCCCGCAUGCAAGGUAUUCUGGACCGCAACCGUCUCAUGGAGCGGCUGCAGAUGCAGAUCGAGCGACAAAAGACCCAGUACAAGCUUGAGGGACGUGUGUGGGGAGAUGCUGUCGGACCCUCAGAUCGCCUUCGGGCUCUCCGUGAAGAAAUGGAUGACAGGCCCGGAACACCCCCUGGCGGUGGAACGCCUCCCCGAGACUUCACAAACAGUGUAUUGGGCAGCAUUAACCGGAACACGAAGAUCCCUCGCAAGCCUCUUAAGAGACGUUCUGAUGGCGAGGUGAUUGAUGAGGAUGAUGAGACCGAAGGCGAGGAUGGCGUUGUCUACGAGAAGCCCAGAAUCGUCGAAAUGAAGCGACCGACGAUUGACGCUAAGCAACAAGCUGGUCUGCUCGGAGAGAUCGGCUCCAAGGUCAAGAAGUAUGAUGGUAGCGACUCCGAGGACGACACAACCGGUCCUUCACACCCCAGUAUGGAGACUUCGUCACCCAUCACUCCUCCAGGCGAUGGCGAAACACCAAAGAUCGAGGUCACUGCUGCCGGUGCUGCUCCCCCUCCUCCGCCGCCUCCGCCUCCACCACCACCUAUGCCUGGUCAGAUCCUCGGGGCCCCACCACCACCUCCUCCACCACCGCCUCCCCCCAUGCCCGGCCAAAUCCCUGGAGGGCCUCCCCCACCUCCGCCGCCUCCUCCCCUGCCAGGCAUGCUUCCCGGUGGACCUCCUCCGCCUCCUCCACCUCCCCCAAUGCCUGGUGCUGGAGGUAUGCCGCCUCCUCCACCUCCUCCAAUGCCUGGUGCUAUGUCUGGUCACUUUUUGUCGCGACAACCGGCUUUCGGGGCUACCCCAGGCAUUGGUUUACCUGUUGUCCGCCCCAAGAAGAAGCUCAAGGCUUUGCAUUGGGAGAAGGUAGAUGCCCCUGAGACCAGUCACUGGGCGGCACACACCCCUUCUGCUGAAGCUCGAGAGGAGAAGUAUCAGGAGCUCAGCAAGAAAGGUAUUCUUGACGAGGUUGAGAAGCUGUUCAUGGCAAAGGAGAUCAAGAAGAUUGGCAUGGGAGGCUCCUCUAAGAAGGACGACAAGAAGCAAAUCAUUUCUUCUGAUCUCCGUAAAGCUUAUGAAAUCGCUUUUGCCAAGUUUUCACAACACUCUGUUGAGAAGGUCGUUCAGUCGAUCAUCCACUGUGACUCGGAAAUCCUUGACAACGUCGUCGUGAUGGAUUUCUUGCAGAAGGACGAUUUGUGCAACAUUCCUGACAACACAUCUAAGCAACUGGCUCCAUACAGCAAGGACUGGACAGGCCCCGAAGCCAAAUCCCAGACCCGUGAACUCGACCCCUCUGAGCUUACCCGACAAGACCAGCUUUACCUCUACACGGCCUUUGAGCUACACCACUACUGGAAGAGUCGAAUGAGAGCACUUGCUCUCACCAGAAGCUUCGAGCAAGAGUACGAAGAGAUUAACGACAAGAUCAGACAGGUUGUUACAGUGUCUGAGUCGCUACGUGAUUCCGUUUCAUUGAUGAAUGUUCUUGGUCUUAUUUUGGAUAUCGGUAAUUACAUGAACGACGCGAACAAGCAAGCACGUGGUUUCAAGCUUAGUUCCUUGGCACGAUUGGGCAUGGUAAAGGACGACAAGAACGAGUCAACACUGGCCGAUCUCGUGGAGCGUAUUGUUCGAAAUCAAUACCCCGAGUGGGAGACCUUUGCUGAUGAUAUCAACGGCGUUAUGACUGUGCAAAAGAUUAAUAUCGAGCAACUGCAGGCGGAUGCAAAGAGGUACAUCGAUAAUAUUCGGAACAUUCAAAUGUCCCUGGAUUCAGGCAACCUGAGUGACCCCAAGAAGUUCCAUCCCCAGGACCGAGUCAGCCAAGUCGUUCAGCGCAUCAUGAAGGAUGCUAGGCGGAAAUCUGAACAAAUGGAGUUGUACCUGGAAGAAAUGAUGAGAACAUACAAGGACAUCAUGGUAUUCUAUGGUGAGGACCCUGCUGAUGAUGGAGCCCGUCGAGAUUUCUUCGCCAAGUUGGCGCUUUUCGUGGGCGAGUGGAAGAAGUCUCGCGACAAGAACGUACAGGUCGAGGAGACAAGGAGGCGUAACGAGGCAUCGAUGAAACGAAAGCACACGGCGCAGCUCAAGCUUACAAGCAACGCCGCCGAAGCUGGACCAACAUCCCCUUCCAACACUGGUGCCAUGGAUUCCCUCUUGGAGAAACUGCGUGCAGCUGCGCCCCAAGCUCGGGACCAGAGAGACCGAAGAAGGCGAGCGCGACUCAAGGAUCGUCACCAGGUGCGUGUUGCUUCUGGACAAAAGAUCCCGGACAUCGACGAGAUCCCAGAGACAGAGACAGAAGCGAGCCUCAAGGCUGCAGAGGCACCAAGCGAAGACGAUUCAAACGUGCUCAGCCCUGGCCUGUCAUCACCUCGCUCAGGUGGGGAUGAUCUUGCAGAUAGGGCGGCUGCUUUGUUGCAAGGCAUGCGCAGUGGUGACGGCGCAGAUGACGAUGAUCCUGAGAGGAGGGAAACACUUCGCAAAGCGAGACGGCAGACAGCGGAGGAAGAAAGAAGGCUAAGGAGACGGCGGAGGGAUAGGACAGCGACAAACCAGUCGGAAGAGAAUGCGGAGGAGCAGAAAGAAGAACCUAGACCAGAGUCCAAGGGCGGAGAAGAAGAGGCAGCUAAAGAGCACGUCAAUGAGGCUGAAGCGCCUACAGAAGAUGAUGUACCAACACCCAAGGCAGAUGCCGCAGGUGAUGGUGCGGUAGAGGAAGAGCAAGGAGAAAAGGCAUGA